Geodia barretti is the source of this 6590-nucleotide messenger RNA. NCBI's taxonomy places the organism in Eukaryota, Metazoa, Porifera, Demospongiae, Tetractinellida, Geodiidae. The record is from the annotation of a GenBank genome assembly.
CUUCCUGUGCAAUUGGUCGAUGCUCGCGGCUGGAACGAGUGCACGGCAACACACAGAGCUGUCGCCGACGGCAACAUCUCCAUCCUCCGGGUGUUGCUGUGCAACAAUGCCAAUGUGAACCUUGCGGACCUGAUGCGACGGACACCUCUUCAUUUCUCGUCGGGAAGAAAGGAAUUUAUAGAAUGCUCUAUCGCUCUUCUCGAAGCUGGAGCUCAAGUGACGUCUUGCGACAUUCUUGGUCUGAGGCCCUGCGACCUGGACCCGGAGCUGAAGGAAACCCAAAGCCGAUUGGUCAUAUCUGCCUGUGAACUCUUCUCCUCAACGGCUCCAAGUGGCCACACCCCCUGCAAAGGCCACGCCCCCUCUGCCACACCCACCACAGUAUCUCCGAUGAGCACAAGACCUUCUUCCUUCACUUCUGACCUUACCAGGUCAAUGGACAACGCUGCCAUCAGGUCUCAUUACGAGUCGCAUGACUUUGCAAGGCCACACCCACCGAUUGAGCUACGUUCUCCGAGCCCCACCCUGGUUGCCGAGGCCAAUGCGAGGGUGUCGCACUGGAUGCGGACAGUGAGGCGAAGCAGGAACUGGUUCAAGGAGAAGAUGUCCAGGAGUGUUGAUAACCUCACUGACCUGACGGAGGAGGACGAGGAGGAGGCUGCCAGGAGAAGUCGGCUGGAGAUGCUGAAGUUUCCGUCAGAUUUCAACGUCAACUCCUCGUACUAUGAGACCACCGGUGAUGUCAGCAAGAACAUGAAUGACAUCACAGAACCCCAGCAGCCACCGCCAUCAUCGAGGGAAACCCCCGAGGAAUGCAUCGCCGGGGGCAACAGGGUGAUACUGAGGCGGCAGAAGUCGCUCAGCGAACCAAACUUGGCAGUGGAAGCGGGAGACGAUGCCAUGGAUACACCUCCACUGAACCUUCCUCAGUCGCCUAUGCUGGGGUCGAAGGUCAUGGAGAUAAGGCCAGACAGUGUUGCAAGUCAGAGUUCAGCAGGGACUGUGGUAAAGGCAGGUGAGGGAGAGAUGAUGAAGAAGAUGAGCGAAGCUUUCGACAUGUUGGAAGAAGACUUGUGGAGAGUGGAGGGGGGAGGGGGGAGGGGGAGAAGGAGAGAACUUGUCAGAAUGUCUCUCCCUGUUACCUUUGCCGAGAGAUACGAGGCCCCAUCCAGUCCUCUGCCUGACCUGAAGACGGUGUCUGAGACUGAAGCCAUUUUCGAUGAGAUCCUGUCCACAAUCCAUUCCGCUUCCAGGCAGCUGAACAGCCGAGUAGAAAGUCCAGAUUACGACCGAUUAUCUCCACUGAUGCUGGCCCCCAAGUCCCCCGCAUUCUCAAGGGAAUAUUCGGCCCCCGUGGGUGCCCCCUGUCUGGAGGAGAGACUCCAACUCGGGGGAUCACUUCGGAGUAAGUUACCCCGGAGGAGGCAUGAUGUCAUCGAUGGUCCCGGGGGUGUGAUCAGAAGGUUGUCACGGCGACGCAAUCCCCCAUUCGUCGACGAGUUAUUCAGAGAAAGCAGUCGUCCCCCUUCAAUUGGGGGGUCCGAUAAAUUUCCCCAGAGGGCGGCCCCCCACCAAAGAAAAGUUUCAAGCACAGAUGGAAAGUCUUCCCCCGUUCCAAACAUCCGCAUGUUGUCUGGUUCCGAUUCCAUUCCAACCAGCGCAAACCUGGGCCAGCUGAACUUUGACCUGUUACACCAGCUCUCGAUUCGACCCAACACCCCGCAGCUCUCGGUUGCCGGUAGCGACGACAUUGCUAUGGAAAUAACAGCGGGUGACCUUGAGCCAGCGACGAAGGCUCUGAAGCUGAUGGUGUGUGUCUCGAGGAACAGGGAGUGUCUGGAGACGCUUGUCUCGUACCUCUGUCUGCCCAAAUUCAUGGACAAGGUUGCCAUGUUGGCCAAGUCUCCAGUCACGUCUCCCGUAGCGCUCAACUACAUAGCAACACUCCUCACCAACAUAUUUGAGUCCGGCGGGCCAGAGGGGAAGAAGACUGCUCUUGGAUCUGGAUUCCUGGACCUCGUUAUCAAAUUACUCCAUACCAGAGACCCCAUUCCGGCAACCUGUCUCUCUCUCCUCAACAGUCUCCUGAUCUGUGAAGAUGACAGUGACCACCUUCAGAAGAUCAUCCGCGUGCCCUCCGAACCCCUCCUCAUGUACCUUGAACCCUAUGAGAUGUCCGGUUAUGAUUCCGACAGUGGAAUAGGAUCCAGACACUUGUCUCGGACCACUCCGUCUGGUUCUGAUAAUCAGGUGAAUGUGAGUGGUGAGUCACGACCAAACAGCGGAGUUGGUGCUGGGGGCAACCAUCUAGAUAUUCCACUGCCUCCCGGGGGGCCCCCGUCGCCAUCGGCAACAAAACCCCCCAACCCCCCUAAUUUCCUUGCCAACGAUGUUGCAGACACCAGGAGUAUUGUGAGCCCCACUCUAAAAGGCCCAUCCAUUUCUGUUCUGGAAGCAAGAGCCAUAGUCCUGAAGAUGUUGUCCGUUUCCAGCGCCCACAGAAAAAUGCAGCGAGGACUCGCUAAAUCGCAUGCCGUCACCCUCCUCUGCAGUUGCCUGGGUGACGGUAACAAAGACAACGCAACUCACGCUGCAAUAACACUCGCCAAUGUGGCGCAGAAUGUGGACAGCCAUGAAAUGCUAAAGGAAGCAGGGAUGGUUGCUAAGCUACGAGAUCUCCUAGGCAGCAGCGCUCGACAACGCUACCAUGCGGCGAGAGGACUGGUGUAUCUGGGAGAACUGGACCUGAGGUCGACAAACCUGUUUAGCGAGUAUGACUGUUGUCAGGAGGUGGAUUCGGUGGUACUCAGUACGGACGAGAGUGACGGACACUCUUACGCCAGGUUUGAGGGAGUUGGAGAGGGAAUUGGAAAAGAGAAAGGUUGACACUCCAGCUAUAGGGCCAAAAGAAUUAAGGAGUAUUGGUGCCUUUCAUUUCCCAUAAGUACAAAGUUUAGGCCUAUACCUGCUUAUUUCACUGCAAACUCCAGCUAUAGUCAAGGUAAUCAGGAUGGUUGGUUGGCCUGUCUUUCCCUCCACUUGCUUGCUAAAAGUACGAAAAGUUUAGGCCACCCUAUUUUCAAUCUCCAUUAUCUAUUUUUCCCUAAAGAGGGGCGACAAUAGAGAAGUGUGUGGAGUUCCUGACGGAGUCAAUGUCUCAUCUCUGGGGCGGUUUCUCACUCAAAAGUGGCCCCCGUUCCCACGGCAACGACCUCGGUCACCGGGCAACCAAACACCAGAUCACGACAUUUUUCCUCACAUGCUACCAAACUUUUGUGCACCCUCUCAUCCUAGUCCGUCUUCUUCGCCACCGACUCGCCACACCCUGUUCUCAAAACCCGUUUGACUGGUCUGUUGCCACGGAGAAGCAUUCGGUCCCGUCGUUUGCCCACGUGGACUGCAUGCCAGCUCAUCAAGUGGCGACGCUAAAGGUCAUAGGUCGCUGGCUGGAGGAUUACCCUGACGACUUCCUAAACCACGCCCAGCUCUCUAACGAGGUAACUGAAAUAAUUGUCAGACUGAAGCUGGCUCGAGGUCCCUACACCACACACUAUCACAGGUUACGGUCGCUGCAGCAGGACGUGAAUAGACCGAAGACCAGCACUCUGAGGUCGCGAAGGUUGCUAGAGCGACUCCCUGCCCACCAUAAUAACCUCUACUCCCUGGUAACAAUGAACAUAACCUCUCUAUAAAGGACACUUUGUUCUGCCCAAUACUAGUAUAUCGACACGUCUCCAAUUGGUCCACUAUUCAGUGUUAAACCAAUUCCACCCCUGCCCUCUCUUUUCUCUUUAGUUGAAGAAAGUGGUAGUGACAGGUCUUCUGCCAGUGGCACUGGAAGAAGCUAUUUAUCUCACCGCCUUACAGCUUCACAUUGAGAGUGUCUCCGAGACUGUCUUGACCACCGGACGACACCGUCUCCGUAGUAACACGGGGAGCCUCCACCGGAUGCCGUCGAGAGCGAAGAAGAGUUUCACGGGUCGCAUCAAGUCCUCUCUCCCCGUGGGCUACUCCAAGACCAAACCACUCAUGAAGAGAGUGAAGGUUCUUCUGCAGGAAAUGGACGGCCUGUCAGAGAGGAAUGCCAAACAUCUUUUCAUCGAGCAUUGCCAGGCGUUGCCCGGCUACGAGUGCACUCUGUACCCUGUGAAGGUACCGCAGGGUGCAAGGUUCAAGAAAGAGGUCAAACAAAUCCUCGGACUAUCCUCCAAGAAAAUCGUCUUCCUUGAUGACAAGACGAAAGAGCUGGUGUCUAGCUAUCCUCUGGAACAGGUUAUGAGCCUGUCAAUCGAGGAAGAUCCCUGUUCGUUAGUUCUGGGGCUGCGGGACGGCGGCACGGUCCGGUUCCACGUGGAGACGCUGAGAACAGCACUGGAUAUCAGGAGCGUGUGGAAUGGAGGAGAGAACGGUGGAGAGACCCAUCCUGUGGAGGAGAUAGUCCGAUGGAGUGAGGUACCCCAAGCUGGCUCAGCCCCUUCUUCCCUCCCUCCCCCCUCCCCCUCCCACUCCUCCACCUCCUCUCUCUCCUCCAAUGACUCCAGUCGUGAAGCCACACCCGCUCCCGCCUCUGAGACACCCGGCAACCACUUGCCACACCCGACGACAACAGACGAUGAACCGCAAGAGACUACUAACGGACCAAAGCACAGUGGUCCACCCCCACCCCCUCAGGCAGUGGUCACAUCGGCACUGGUAAACGGUCACAUGAGGUACGAAUCAAUUGACGAACAGAUGGUUGAGGAAGAUGUCCCUGUUCCAUUCUGCGAUUGUCCUCCCGAUCCAGAGAUCCCACGUCACAUUGUUCUGCACCAACUGAGUGUGAGUGAUGUUCUGAAAUGUCCUCUGGAAUGUGCCCGGCAAAUGACGCUCAUUGCUCAUGAGCAUUUCUGUAGAGUAAGUUCAGUGGAACUGCUGCUAAAAGUCCACCUCAUUCCAAAAUCAAAACCUCCUCCUUCCUUGUCGUCCUCGUCUGAGACGAAGACCAAAGCAGCUGUCACUAACACUGGGCCUCCACAGGUUGAAAUAGACACUCGUCCCCAGACUGCUGUCGAGAGACUCGCUUACCGGUUCAACCAGGUGGGUAACUGGGUGGCAGCUACUAUAUUAUCAUUCGAGGAUCUAGAUCAGCGAGUUGAUGCCCUCCAGAAGUUUAUUCUUAUUGCCAAGCACUGUCUGGACCUAAGAAACUACAGUACGAUGAUGUCCAUUGUGAUGGCAGGUCUCGGCUCCGCACCAAUCAGACGGCUGCAGCGUACUUGGGAUGGUGUUUCCAAGAUCCACAUGGAGAUGUUCAAACAAAUGGACACCAUACUUGAGUCCAAGUCAAACUACAAAAACUACAGAGACAAGCUGAGCAUCACUCCCAUACCUGCCGUUCCGUACAUCGGCGUUUUUCUCAAAGAUAUCACCUUCAUCGCCGACGGCAACCCCGAUUACAUCAGAGGUGGACUCGUUAACCUCCACAAGCGACGCCAGGUAUACCAGAAAUUGGAGGAGAUAAGUCAUUUUCAACAGGAGAAGUACAAUUACCACUUGGUGCGUGAGCUGCAGGCGUACCUGGUCGGAUUUCAUCCCAUCUCGGACGAGGAACUCCAUUCCAAAUCCCACAUUCUGGAACCUAGAAUCAGAAGGUCCCACUCCCACAGUUCUGGAAGAGCCAAAUCAACAGGCGGCACCUCAUCUCAUGCUAACUUCCUGAAGGUCCUCACUCGCAGCACUUCUAACAGUUCAACUAACUUACUCAGAACAUCCUAGAACAUUACAUCAUCAUUACAUCAUCAUCAAUAUUGCAUCAUCACCAGAAACAUGUCGGCACUGCACUUUUAUCAGUUCAUGAAUCAGUCAUUUGUUUUAUAACACCAAUAAUUUUAUUUUCUUCAGCAAAAUUAUAAAAAUAACUAUAUCUCGUGAGUUGAAUGUUGCCAUGUAUUUGGUGGUCUGUAUAAUCAUGCAUCCACUCCAUAGCAACAGUAAUCAUGGUAACGGUGGAUGUGGGUGUGGUUUUCUGGCUUGAGAAGUGGGCGUGGUUUCAUCUGUAAGUUGUGAUGUGUUGCAAUGUGUUUUGUAGCUGGACAUGUUCGUUUAUUUGGUCUUCGUCUGUUAGAACACCUGCAGACACAGACAGACAGUGGAGAAUCAGGAGAGUGGAAAAUCAGGACACCAAUGGGACAGAAGAAAGUGUCUAUAUUAGUGAGGUGUCCAUGCAAGAACUGUUAUUGGGAAAAGAAAAGGUGUCCUUAUUAGAGAGGUGUCCUCAUUUCAGGAGUGUCCUUAGAGAGUUGCCCGACUAUCGGCUAACUUGCAUAAUGGUCUCUUAGAGACUGAGAUAGGAUGGUAUCUUCGCUGGAAAAAGCAGUCAUUUCUGUUUCUCUCCAUAUUCUGAGGGACAGCAGGUUGAGUUAUUACUUCUACGGAAUUAGCCGUUUCCUAGGGGGCGUGGUUUGAGGCCAGGAAGUGAGGUAAGUGAUUUGUUCGACUAAUGCUCCGGCAUCUGGUCUCGGAGUCACUUGUGUGACAUCUUCACCUCCCCCUCCUCCCCCUAUCACACCACAGUCACUCAUCACACCCUCCCCAACAUCCCCUUCACCUGA